Melampsora larici-populina 98AG31 is the source of this 1551-nucleotide messenger RNA. RefSeq lists its product as uncharacterized. The record is from RefSeq and is a predicted model, not a curated record. The transcript has 5 exons. Lineage: Eukaryota; Fungi; Basidiomycota; Pucciniomycetes; Pucciniales; Melampsoraceae. The coding region runs from base 1 to 1551 and encodes 516 amino acids.
AUGUUUCAAUAUAGACCAGAAUAUAUGAAAACACUACCACCAAUAAUAGAAAACUCUCAAGAACAAAGCCAUGAAGGUUUAAUUUUUUUCACCUUACUGAACUCAAAAGAAAACCAAGAAAGUUCAAAUGGAUUAAGUAGAUCAAAUCAUGAGAUUUACACAGACAAGAGAUCAUCUUGGUCAAAUCCCAAAGUUCUUUUCAGGAAGUUUUUCUUUCCACCAGAUCUUAGCAAGCUUGAAAGUUAUCAAAAUCUCAAUCCACAGGUUCUCCAUGAACUGGAUCAUAUUGGAAUCCAAAUCAUGAUUCAGAUGAUGGUAGGACUUACCAGUAAUUCAAUCCAUCCACCCUUCUUGCAAUCAAAUGUGAAUUUAAUGACUCUUUUGAAAGAUGGUACAUAUGACAAGGCACUUCAAUUAGCACUAAGGUUAUUACAACAACCAGGAUCAAGUAUGAAAGAACACUUGUGGUUACUAGGUUUGUUGAACAUAUUAAGAGAUCAGCUUCCUAUUGGAGAGCUACCAACACUUAGGGAAGAUAUAAAAGAGGGACCUAUUUGUUGGGGAGUAUUAGAGCUUCUUUACACUCAGAGACUUGAUUUGGUACAAAUGGCCAAGAAGGUUUGGAAAGGGGAUCAUCUAUCUGAAGAUGAGAACAGAACCAUAGCAGAGGCAAUUGCCAGGGUAAAACUGCUUGCCAAAUUACAAGGUUGGAUCAAUCAAGAGAACUCAAGUCUAUCUGGCUACACCAAAGUAUUUCUUGAGCUACAUGACAAGCUUCUUCAAGAAGACAAACCAAUGAAAGAAAGGAAUUCAUUGGAGUUUCUCAGGAGCUGUUUGGAACAUGCAACAAACAUUGACACACCCAAAAGAGAAGUAUCAGCUACUUGUUGGAUAAUAAAACAUUUAAAAACCUAUCACCCAGAGAUCCAAGAAAUCUUACAACCUGUUCUAUUGAGACAUAAGCAUUUCCAAGAUCAAUAUUCCAAGGAAGAGUUCCAGAUCUAUAUGGAAAGAUUCUUACUUAAUGGAAACCUUGAUUCAUACCCUCUUAUUGGACAUCAUUUCUCAUCAUUCACCAAUUUAUCAAAAGUCAGUUUGAAAAACUUUGAGAAAGUUAUUCAUGCCUUCAAAGUUCAAGAGAAUGUAAAUAAUAUGAGGGAGAUUUAUGAUUAUCAUUUGAAAAAAACUUUCAUUCUACAAUCUUUAUACAGAAUCUCUUCAUAUACUGAUGGCGCAUCACAAUAUCUGGACACUCAAUUAAUAUGGAAAGAGAAUGAACAAAGAUUCAUAUUCAAAAAAAGAUUUUCUCCUGUGAUCAACAAUCUACAAGAAGAUGAUGUCUGUGCAAUAUGUAGGGAAACAUUUUUUCUGGGAGAUGGUGUAGUUAAAUUGAAUUGUCAAGGACACCAUCAAUAUCAUGCCAGUUGUUUCAUGCCAAUGGUAAUAGAACACUUAUCUGGCAAAGACAUUUGUUGUCCUCUUUGCCGCAAUAAGAUACAACUACCUUUACCUUAUGAUUCUUUCAUGGUCUGGAGAUAUUUAGAUGACUAA